GUGACUGAGCGAAGGAAAAAGCGUGGUUUUGUUUUUGCUUGAUCUGUUAAAUGAUUUUCAAAGUCGAUUCAAAUAUGUUGUGAUAUCGUCUGUCAAAUGACACAAAAACUGCUAAACAAUGACAAAUUGUGGUCAUUCGCACGACUGUGGGGGACACACGCCCUUGUCAGUCACACAAACGAUGGAUGAAAUGGAGUUUGAGCGAGGAAUUUGGAGUGCGGCCAUGAAUGGUGAAACCCACGAGGUGGAAAAACAUUUAAAACGGGGUGUUUGUGUGAACAAAGAGGAUUCUUAUGGCUUCACGGCUCUACACUAUUCAGUCAGGAAUGGCCACAUGGAGGUGUCGAGGGUGUUAUUGCACUAUGGUGCUAACAGUAACAGUCAGACUCGAGCAGGGAAGGUCACACCAGUCCACAGGGCAGCAUAUAAAGGUCAUCUUGACUUGCUCAAACUUCUGCUGAAACACGGAGCUAAGCCUGAAAUGGUGGAUGCAGAUCAGAAAAAUGCUCUGCACAAAGCUGCAGAAAAUGGUCACUCCCCGGUUGUCAACUACCUGGUAACCAGUUAUUCUCACCUGGUUGGUUGCCAUGACAACCAGGGCAAAACACCAAAAGACUACAUUAGUGAGCGAUUCCCAAACCUUUUACACCUGUUUGAAGCCGUUAAACACAAUAGAUGACACUUGCCUUUGUAAUCCUUGGUGUUGUUCUUGUGUCCUAUUUAUAAAUGUUUUCAAUUUUAGCAACAUUUCCACAUUUAAUACCAAAUUUUAUAAUAUCUGUGGUUGAUUUUUGGAAAGAAGUUAAAAUUAGUGAUUGUAAUCACACAUCUCCAGCAAACAGAUGUGUCCAGGAGAGCCUGUAGUCAGUAGUGAUGUGCAUUUUUGAAAGGAAGUGUGCUAAAGCUCUCAAGAAUGUACAUGUCUUCCAGUUUUUUAAUACUCACAAGUUCAUCAUGGACAAUCUUUCAAAUUCUGCAAGUAUAUAGAAAGUGCCCACUAUAAAUCUCUUGUUCUGCCACCUACUAAUCGCUGAUGGUAUGAAAAUAGCGAGCUUACAGAUUCCAGUAAGGAUGUUUUAUGAACAAUACACCUUCUAGAAUGCCCCUCCUCCCCCAUAAGAAGAGCAUAAAGGCCUUAAAAUGAUACUUUUGAUGUCGACACUUAAGUUUUACAGAUAAAUCUACACAGAGCACUCUUAAGUGACCCUGUAAGGCGGAUAAAUCAAUCAGCUGUAUGCCAAACAUAGAACUUCAAAAAUGAAACAAAAAAAAAAGAAAAACUUUAUGUGAAAUUCAAUGCAUGUAUCUCCUGACAUGAACAGUUUAGUGGUUACCUCCCUUUUUAGGCACAACUCGAUAGUGUUUGUGUAUUAGAGAACAUACAUGUACUAGAUCCAGUGAGCACCAUAGACAGUUUGUAUGUGGCUGUCCAUCCUUGAUUGAAUGACAUGAUACAGCACUAAUUGUCUGACCAGGGGCCUACUGUGGCUCAGUUGGUUAACGCACUAGCCGCAGCGUAAUGAUCCAGAAGCCUCUCACCAGUGCGGUCGCUGUGGGUUCAUGUCCUGCUCAUGCUGGCUUCCUCUUCGGCCGUACGUGGGAGGGUCUGCCAGCAACGUGCAGAUGGUAGUGGGUUUUCUCCAGGCUCUGCCCAGUUUCUUCCCAUUGUAAUGCUGGCCACGGUCGUAUAAGUGAAAUAUUCCUGAGUACGGUGUAAAACACCAGUCAAAGAAACAAAGAAAUAAAUAAUUGUCUGACCAUAUAGUUAUGUGUUUUGUGGUUUGUUUGCACAGGGUUCCUUCAGCAAUGCGAAAACUAUAGGUCAGAACUGAUUUAGGUUGAUUUAUGAACCACUUUUACCACAGACUGGCUCUGUGGUUGUUCAGCUCCGAAAUGGCCACGUUGGAGAUCCAUUAUACAUGUAAAGAAAAUAUAUUUAUUGCUUGAUUGAAAUCAUGUGAUUACAGGUGUGACAUAGCUUGGUUUUUCUUCAGCUGUGAUUAAUCUUUAGGCCAUUCCACUAAGAUGGUACAUGUAUGAACAGUCUUCUAUGUGACAU
Molecule: messenger RNA, 2059 nt
Organism: Liolophura sinensis
Lineage: Eukaryota; Metazoa; Mollusca; Polyplacophora; Chitonida; Chitonidae
Product: ankyrin repeat domain-containing protein 39-like
Exons: 3
Coding region: 119-679 (186 amino acids)
Molecular function (GO): protein binding
Source: RefSeq, a predicted model, not a curated record